CUCAGCCCAGUAAUAUUGACAAUAGGGUGAAAAGAGAUUGUCCCAAAUUAAACACAUUUUGAGGAAAAUAACCAGGAAACACUGUGUUGCGCUGCAAGUUGGCGAUACCGUAAACAAUCAGGGAAUGUGAUUCGUUUAGUUGCAUCUCAUCACACAUGAGUAUUUCGUUAUUAAUGGGACACGGAGGAUUAUUUCGGUAGAAGGUAAAAGGUACUUGGGUUUGGCUGUUCAAAAAGGCCAAGAUAGCUUGUUCUGCUGGUGUAGCUGCUACUGCAAGAGGCCAAUUGCAUAGGAUUGCAAACAUCUUUGUGGAAAUACUGAUUUGAAAGGAGCUCUCCAAGCCAACAUAUUUGCCACCCAACAUACAGAGGAUCAAGGGCGAUGUCCUCGGCUGCCAGCAUCCCCCCCUCGGUGGACAAGGUUGAUGGCUUCAGCAGGAAGUCGGUGCGGAAGGCUCGCCAGAAGCGCUCGCAAAGCUCCUCCCAGUUCCGCUCACAGGGCAAGCCCAUCGAGCUCACACCCCUGCCCCUGCUCAAAGAUGUGCCUGCGGUGGAGCAGCCGGAGUUGUUCCUGAAGAAGCUUCAGCAGUGCUGUACGGUGUUCGACUUCAUGGACACGCUGUCGGACCUGAAGAUGAAGGAGUACAAACGCUCCACGCUCAACGAGCUGGUGGACUACGUCACCGUCUCUCGAGGCUACCUCACAGAACAGGCCUACCCCGAGGUGGUCAAAAUGGUGUCGUAUAACAUAUUCCGCACGCUCCCUCCGACCGACAGCAAUGAGUUUGAUCCAGAAGAGGACGAGCCGACGCUGGAAGCCUCGUGGCCACACCUACAGCUGGUAUACGAGUUCUUCAUUCGUUUCCUGGAGAGUCAGGAGUUCCAGCCCAGCAUUGCCAAAAAGUACAUCGACCAGAAGUUUGUUUUACAGUUGUUGGAGUUGUUUGACAGUGAGGAUCCGAGGGAGAGGGAUUACCUGAAGACAGUCUUACACAGAAUCUACGGCAAAUUCCUGGGGCUGAGGGCUUUUAUACGCAAACAGAUAAAUAAUAUUUUUCUACGUUUUGUUUAUGAAACUGAGCACUUCAACGGGGUAGCUGAGUUGUUGGAGAUCCUGGGAAGUAUAAUCAAUGGCUUUGCGCUGCCCUUGAAGGCUGAGCAUAAGCAGUUCCUGGUGAAGGUGUUGAUCCCUCUCCACACGGCCAGAAGCCUCUCGCUCUUCCACGCACAGCUGGCGUAUUGUAUUGUACAGUUCCUUGAGAAAGACCCAACACUAACAGAAGCGGUUAUCAGAGGCCUGCUGAAGUUCUGGCCAAAAACCUGCAGUCAAAAAGAGGUGAUGUUUCUAGGUGAGCUGGAGGAGAUCCUGGAUGUGAUCGAGCCGACGCAGUUUGUGAAGAUCCAGGAGCCGCUCUUCAAGCAGAUCUCACGAUGCGUCUCCAGCCCACACUUCCAGGUAGCAGAGCGGGCGCUGUACUACUGGAAUAACGAGUACAUCAUGAGUCUGAUUGAGGAGAACUCCAACGUCAUCCUGCCCAUCAUGUUCGCAAGCCUCUACCGCAUCAGCAAAGAACAUUGGAACCCGGCGAUAGUGGCUCUGGUCUACAAUGUAUUGAAAGCCUUUAUGGAGAUGAACAGCGCUUUAUUUGAUGAACUCACAGCCACAUACAAGUCAGACCGCCAGAGGGAGAAAAAAAGAGAGAAGGAUCGCGAGGACCUGUGGAAGAAGCUGGAGGAUCUGGAGUUGAAGAGAGGCCUGCGUAGCGACGGCAUCAUCCCCACUUAACGACGCGCCAACACGCCCCUCUCCCGCCCGUCGUCAUCCCCCUCCCCGUCUCCAUCCCCCCAUGACAUGACAAGAAAAGAGGCCUGCGUAGCGAAUGCAUCACCCCAACUUAACGGCGCGCCAUCACCACCCCACCAUGACGGCCCCCUCCCCCUCAUUGACACCCAAUCCCACGUGACCAGCCACCAACCCGCCGCACGGACGAACCUCAGAAACCUCAGCUGCCAUUGGCGCCCAGGGCACUAACUAGGCGCCCAGGGCACUAACUCAACCAGAACCUAGUUGGAACCAAAACCAGAACACUCUCUUCACCAGAAACUACUUAGAACCAAAGCCAUGACCAGAACCGUUGCCCACGAUUAGGGUUAGGGUUGCGAUGUAGGCUGAGGCCUCGAGCUAGAACUAUAACCUUAGGCCUUUUAACGAUCUGCGGACGAUCGUGGAUAACGGGGGUUAGAUGUUAGAUGUUAGAGUUGGGGUUGGGGUGUAGGCUAUUUGUAUGAAUGUUGGGGUUACAGUUUAAACGAAGCUAAUGGGUUGGAUAGUGAAGCGAGAUAGUGAAGCGAUACGGCUCUGGGGGCUACGAGCAGUGGUACACACCACACGCCACACACACACCUGAGGUUCUAGAGUGUUGUGAGGGUUCUAGAAUGUCGUCCGUGCGGGCGGAAUGUCGCCUGCUUGGCCGGUCCAGCUGUAGCCCCUCCCCCUUGUUCAGAAGGAAAUUCCUGUGUGUGCGCGGGGCUUCCGGUUGGAGAGCGGCUGGUGCACUUCCUGUCCGUGCGAGGUCACUUCCUCCUAUAGAUGCAGCGGGCGGCCUCGUGAGCAGCACUGUAAAUAUCCAACAUCAUCAUCCUCAUCAUCCUCAUCAUCAUUAGUCUCCCACAUCCCGCAGAGAAGACAACCAACUGCUACAAGCCCAGACGAUGGAGAGGACAGCAGGAAAGAAGAGAGGAGGAGGAGGAGAGGAAAGGAGAGAAGAGACCAGAAAAGAUGCGGAGAGGAGAGGAGGAAGGUGGAGGCAGAAGGAGGAGACUGUCAGCCAAUGGCAUCCCAGUGGAGCUGCUUUUAGGGGGAGGGGAAAAUCAGAAAUCAACCAAUGAAAGAGAAGAGAAGACAGACCCUACACCCGCCCCCUCGUCUACUCCCCUGGACUCCCCCCCCGCCCACUACCCCCACUCCCCUUCACUGAUGCCCUGGGCCCGACGGGACAUGCGCGCGUGUGUGUGUACACUGUGUGUAUGUUGCAGCCUGUAUAUGUAUGGCGCUGAGUAAGGCUGCGUGUGUGCGUGCAUGUGCGUGUGUGUGUGUGUGUGUGUGUGUGUUUGGGGGAGGGGGAGGGGGGUGUAUCUCUGCAGAGCCCGUUCUGCUGCCACUCCACGGCUCCACCGUGUGGACACAUUGUGAAGGUCUGCUGAUUUCACUGGACAUGAAUGACCUCAUCAGAUGCCCCGCUAGUAUUCUAACCGGCAGAAACCAUAGAAGCCCAACUCAUGGGAACACACACACACAAACACACACACACACACACACUCUCUCUCUCUCUCUCUCUCUCAGCGUAGCGUUGCGUUAUGUUGUUAUUAUUAUUAUUAUGUUUUAUUUCAUUUCCCUUCGCUUCUCUUCAGCUGGCCCUCGUGUAGACCAGACGGCAUAAUUUGAUUGGCUGGCUGAGGCUGGCCUCUGUUUUGGAUUUUGAUUGGCUGAGGUCUUGUGUUUUGUUUGGCCAAUCAGAAAGAGCCAUCCUAUAUCGUGGUCAUGGCAACAGCAUGCCGGAAGAAGACAUGGAGGCGCCAAGACUCUCUCUCUCUCACACACACACAGACACACACACACACACGCACACAUAUUCACGCUCACAACCACGCCGUGUGUUUUUCAGUGUGUGUUGCUGACUGUGUUAGGCACUUGUUUAUUGUACUGCAGUACAUUUCUCUGUAGUGUCUUGUAAAGGUGUGUGUGUGUGUGCGCAUGUGUGUGUGUGUGUGUGUGCACGUGCGUUCUCCACAGCACUCUGCCAGAUAAUGAUGCCACACACACACACACACAAACUCCCCUCCAGCUGUGGGAGGCCAAUGGCGCAACCGAGCAUACACACACACACACACACACACACACACACACACAUACACACACACACACACACGUUAGACACAAACACACACGAUACACACACACAGCCCUCCAGCUGUAUGAGAAUACAACUCUUCCUGUCCAGGCGUCUCCUUUCGUUUCUUUUUUGUUUCUUUUUUAUUUUUAAUUUUUCAUUUUGGAUGAAGUUCCUGUAGAGGAGUAGUUUUGUUUAGUUGACAGACAGCAGCAUUAGGGUUGCGGGGAGGGGUGCGGGGCGGGAUGGGGUGGGGGGAAGAGGAGAGGAGGAAGAGAGGGGCCUUCUGGGAUAGGUGUUGGAGGACUGACUGGGUUGUGGGCGUCAUUUGGCGGGGGGGGGUGAAAUUGCCUCAUCUCCCUGCUCACUGCAGCGCUGCAGAGCCAUUCUGCUAUCGAACAGAACUGUCCCCCAGCAGGAGGGAGGGGUGCGAGGCGGGUUGGGUUGGGUUGGGAUGAGGGGAAGAGGAGGAGAGGGGCCUUGUUGAGGAGGGGUGAAGUCUCCUCAUCUCCCUUCUCACUGCAGCGCCGCAGAGCCACUCGGCUACCGAACAGAACUGUCCCCAGCAGCAGCAGGAGAAGCAGCCCACCACACCACACCACACAACACAACACAACAUGACUAAAGGGUUGGAAAAAAUACAAAUGUUUAAUUAUUUUAAAAAAUAAAGAGAUAUUAAAUUAAACCUGUUUUGUGAUAAA
This is a messenger RNA of Engraulis encrasicolus (European anchovy), 4590 nucleotides long. RefSeq names its product serine/threonine-protein phosphatase 2A 56 kDa regulatory subunit epsilon isoform. NCBI's taxonomy places the organism in Eukaryota, Metazoa, Chordata, Actinopteri, Clupeiformes, Engraulidae. The record is from RefSeq and is a predicted model, not a curated record. The coding region runs from base 382 to 1785 and encodes 467 amino acids. Gene Ontology annotation, biological process: protein dephosphorylation; signal transduction. Gene Ontology annotation, cellular component: cytosol; nucleus; protein phosphatase type 2A complex. The transcript has 14 exons. Gene Ontology annotation, molecular function: protein phosphatase activator activity.